AUCACAAUAUGAUGCUGCAUUGUACAACGGCUAUGCACAUAACAUCUGCGGCCAGUGUAGUCGUCAGCUCUCGCUCGUUGAUAGGCCAGGAUGAGACUUAUAUUACAAAAAAAGGAUGGAGAGAGACAAGUGCCUGGUAUCGCACACUUGUCUCUCUCGCGUGUAUAAGGCUGAGGGACGAACGCCUAGUAUCGCACACUCGUCCCUCUAGCGCGUUGUCGAUCUUCUUGUCGUCCGUGUUGAGGCUGCCAAGUGUCGCUGUCGAGCCACGAGCUGGAUCCGACGAGCGAGUAAGCCUCCAAGGCAGGCCGCAUGCGGCGGAGCACUUGUCGCAGGCAGAUACUCUUCGUUCGCUGCAGAUACCUCGUCUGGAGUUAUCCGUCGCUGAUAGGUUGCAAAGCUACCUCCGGGCUCCAGUGUUCAUAGGCAAAGCAAGAUCCAGAGGCGGUUGUUGUCUUCUUGCUGACCAGCUUCUCGUCUGAACGACCGAGCGCGCCUCAACUUGAC
This is a messenger RNA of Mixia osmundae IAM 14324, 507 nucleotides long. RefSeq lists its product as uncharacterized. The record is from RefSeq and is a predicted model, not a curated record. NCBI's taxonomy places the organism in Eukaryota, Fungi, Basidiomycota, Mixiomycetes, Mixiales, Mixiaceae. Bases 9 to 482 code for a protein of 157 amino acids. The transcript has a single exon.